This is a messenger RNA of Geodia barretti, 2181 nucleotides long. The record is from the annotation of a GenBank genome assembly. NCBI's taxonomy places the organism in Eukaryota, Metazoa, Porifera, Demospongiae, Tetractinellida, Geodiidae.
UCUGUGGGCAUUCCAAAUUAUUUCUAUUUCAUAGAUAAAAAACUGUCUGUAGAGCUAAAGGAACAAUUGCAUUGGCAGCUUCGGCAUAAGAACAUGAUUAUUUCAAAAGCACAAAUUCACCUUUCCAGCACCAUUGGGCAAGGAGAAUUUGGAUUGGUGUUUAAAGGAUAUGUUGAUGGUGGUAACUUAGCUGCGAUCAAGACUAGCAAAGCACUGUCUUCUGAGAGAGAGAAAGAGAACCUGUUAAAAGAGAUGAGUAAAAUGGCAUCAUUUCAACACAAGAACGUGAUGACCCUUAUUGGAGUGUGUCUUGAUGGAGAGAUGCCCCUGAUUAUAAUGCCAUUUAUGGCAAAAGGCAGUGUCUUGGAGUAUGUCAGAUAUAUGAAGGAAAAUCUAUUGCAAGAAACGAAAAUUAGGACAACUUUUCUUGGAAUUUGCCACCAAAUCACGAAAGGAAUGAAGUACCUGGCAGACUGCAAGUUUGUCCACAGAGAUCUUGCGGCCAGGAAUUGCAUGAUUGACGAGAACAACGUUGUCAAAGUGGCCGACUUUGGGCUCUCUGAAGAUGUGUACAGUUCCGGCGGCUACUUCUGCCGGAGCAAGGAGGAGGUUGUGGCCAGGGAGGAGAAGGUGCCCAUCAGGUGGAUGGCUCCUGAGAGCAUUGAGACGGGCAAACACAGCGAGAAGACUGAUGUGUGGGCAUUUGGAGUUACAUGCUGGGAAGUAUUCACUUUUGGCCGUGUCCCAUACUCUGGGAUCCGUGCCAUGAGCAUUCUGAAUAUCCUCAAAUCUGGCCAGAGACUGGAGAGACCUACCAACGACAUCUGCUCUGAUAACAUCUAUGAUGUUAUGAUGGUGUGCUGGUCAGAGAUCUCUGGUGACAGACCAAACUUUGAGAGCCUUGUCCAUACAUUUGAUGGCAUCCUGGAGAGAGAGUCUGGAUAUCUCCACCUCUGCUUAUAAACAUAGGUAAUUGCUGAAACCGAUCGAGUACAAUUCAGUCCAAUCACAGAUGAGAUUUUACCCCCUGUUUUGGUGCAGUAGUUAUUUGUCUACAUAAUACUCUCUGUACACAUUUUUUAGUGUAAUCAUAAUUUUGCAGUGCUAAAACCUGUAAGGCUCUCCAAUGGCCAUCCCCCGCAUUCUCAUCACAAAGCUCAAAUUUCUGCUAAAGGUCAUCACAGGCGAUCUCUCUCUUAGUGCCCAAACCUUUCGCUCACUUGCCGUCUCAGACGUUGAGUCUUUACUCACAGUUCGACAGAGAGUGGUGAGAAACUUGUUGGUGCAGGAGAAAGAAUAAAGGUGGAGAGAAAGGGAAAGAGAAGGCAAAGAAAGGAGAGACAUAAUAUCAGGAAUAAAGAUAGAGACAAGGAUUCUUGGUCGACUAUAGAAAUUCCAGACGGAGGCAAAACUGAUAUUGAGACCAGACCCCUGCAAGACAUGGAGGCGUGUGAAAGAGAGAACUGUAAAUCUAAAGUCAUCCAAACUGAAAAUUUCCUCUCUGCACCCGAAGAUGAUCUAAACAGCUCUCUAUCUGAGAAUCAACUGAGUGUAAAGAUCACUGUUUCUCCUCUUGAGGCAAGUGGUAGUAAAAGCAGCAGCCCGUCACUUUCUCUCGGCUCUGCCUCAGUGGAGAACACCGUGUCUCCUCCACAGUCUGGCUCAGCUCUCUCAGUCUCAGAGGCUCUGGGCAGCACGGCCAGUGGGUAUGCUGCCACUGGAGAGACUGGAGCACGUGCGACGUGGAGGCUAAGUCUAUCACCAGCAGCAAUGACGCCGAGCUUAGCCCUGAGUUUGAGGAGAUACAGCGAGCCCUGUUGGAAGCCCGUUCUCAGUUCUCGUACCCUCUCCAGAGACUGCUGGACCAUCGUAGUCUGCUGGACCACAAUUCUGAGACUGGUGGGCCGGGGGUUAACUGUGUGAUGAAUCUUCCUCGGCUCUCGUCCCCAGAGUCUCGUUCCAGUUCUGAAUCAGUCCAUUUCCAAAGUCACUCAGCAGCCUCAGCACAGUUUAGCAGUUUUGGGAAUAUUGUCCGUUCAGUGCAACAGAUACAGUCAGUCGAUAUAUAAAGUCAGAGCUAUCAUUGUCGUUUGUCACAGCCAUAAAGUCACAGAGUAAUAAUCACUGGUGUCAUCAUCACAUCAACUAGUUAUUUUUAAACCAGUCCACACAACUACACCU